Onychomys torridus (southern grasshopper mouse) is the source of this 6746-nucleotide messenger RNA. RefSeq names its product butyrylcholinesterase (gene Bche). Gene Ontology annotation, biological process: acetylcholine catabolic process; choline metabolic process. Gene Ontology annotation, molecular function: acetylcholinesterase activity. NCBI's taxonomy places the organism in Eukaryota, Metazoa, Chordata, Mammalia, Rodentia, Cricetidae. Gene Ontology annotation, cellular component: plasma membrane. Bases 530 to 2341 code for a protein of 603 amino acids. The transcript has 5 exons. The record is from RefSeq and is a predicted model, not a curated record.
GAACAGAUGUCAGCCAAGGAAGCCAGGCCAGCGCCAGAUCAAGUUGCUGCUGCCAGCUCUCGCGAGUUUUGUCAGUAAGAGUUGACUGAAAUGUCAGAGCUGUGCAAUUCACAGGCGGGGCGGCUGCUGCAUCCCGCCUUUCCCCGAAGUAUUAUAUGACUGCCACUUUGCAAACUUCGUCAUCCUUUUCUGCAGUGAUUCCGAAAUCGACUGACUGUUUUGUUAUCAAAUGUGGAGGCCACAGCCUUUGCCUUAAGCAGGUUUGGCCACACAGGUCCUUAUUAAAUCAAUUUAAAGAGCUAAACGAAUAGUGGAAGGGAGAAAAGGAAGAUGUAUUCCCUGUGACGACAUCGGGAAAAGGGACAAAGCUUUCCUUCCCACCGUCAAUCUUUGCAGCCCUGAAGUGAGAUUAACGUUUCAACAGUGACUCAAGACUGAGCCCAUCCAAGCAGUCCUGGUUAAGGUGUGGUCCUAUCAAGGAGUGAUCCAUCAUCGUCUAGGAUUCAGUCCCAUUCUGCAAGGAAUCAACAUGCAGACCCAGUGCACCACCAUCACACAGACCCACUUCCUCCUGUCCUUUCUACUGCUUGGCAUGCUUUUUGGGAAGUCAUACGCUGAAGAAGACUUCAUAGUCUCAACCAAGACAGGAAGAAUGCGAGGGCUGAGCCUGCCGGUUCUCGAUGGCACAGUGACUGCUUUUCUUGGAAUCCCCUAUGCACAGCCUCCUCUUGGAAGGCUAAGAUUCAAAAAGCCACAACCCUUAAACAAGUGGUCUGGCAUCCAGAAUGCCACCAGAUAUGCUAAUUCUUGUUAUCAGAUUAUAGAUCAAACCUUCCCAGGUUUCCAGGGGUCGGAAAUGUGGAAUCCGAACACGAACCUCAGCGAAGACUGCUUGUAUCUGAACGUUUGGGUUCCAACACCUAAACCGAAAAAUGCCACUGUCAUAGUAUGGAUUUAUGGUGGUGGCUUUCAAACUGGGACAUCCUCUCUACCUGUUUAUGAUGGGAAGUUUCUAGCUCGGGUUGAAAGAGUUAUUGUAGUUUCAAUGAACUACAGGCUAGGCGCCCUAGGAUUUCUAGCUUUACCUGGAAAUUCUGAGGCUCCAGGGAACAUGGGCUUAUUUGAUCAACAGUUGGCACUUCAGUGGGUCCAAAAAAACAUAGCUGCCUUUGGAGGGAAUCCUAAAAGUGUAACGCUUUUUGGGGAAAGUGCAGGAUCAGCCUCUGUGAGCUUACACUUGCUUUGUCCCCAAAGCUACCCUCUGUUUACCAGAGCCAUUCUGCAAAGUGGAUCUUCUAACGCCCCCUGGGUAGUAAAGUCUCCAGAGGAAGCCAGAAACCGAACUUUGGCCUUAGCUAAAUUUACUGGCUGCUCAAAGGAGAAUGAGACAGAGAUGAUUAAAUGCCUUCAGAAUAAAGAUCCCGAAGAAAUUCUUCUGAACCAAAGGUUUGUUCUCCCCUCUGAUUCCCUCUUAUCGAUAAAUUUCGGUCCAACGGUGGAUGGUGAUUUUCUCACUGACAUGCCCGACACACUACUUCAACUCAGACAAGUGAAAAAAACGCAGAUCUUAGUGGGCGUUAACAAAGAUGAAGGGGCGUCUUUUCUAGUGUAUGGUGCUCCUGGUUUCAGCAAAGACAAUGAUAGUCUCAUCACUCGGAAGGAGUUUCAGGAAGGUUUAAAUAUGUAUUUUCCAGGAGUGAGCAGCUUGGGAAAAGAAGCAAUCCUUUUCUACUAUGUGGACUGGUUAGGUGACCAGACACCGGAAGUCUACCGUGACGCCUUGGAUGAUGUAAUUGGAGAUUACAACAUCGUAUGCCCCGCGUUGGAGUUUGCCAAGACAUUUUCAGACCUUGAAAGUAAUGCCUUUUUCUACUAUCUCGAACACCGAUCUUCCAAAGUUCCCUGGCCUGAAUGGAUGGGAGUUAUGCAUGGCUAUGAAAUUGAGCUUGUCUUUGGCUUACCUCUGGAAAGAAGAGCUAAUUAUACUAGAGCUGAGGAAAUUUUGAGUCGAUCCAUGAUGAAAUUUUGGGCAAAUUUUGCAAAAUAUGGAGAUCCCAGUGGAACCCACAGCAAUAGCACAAUGUGGCCUGUCUUCACAAGUACUGAACAAAAAUAUCUAACCUUGAACACAGAGAAGCCAAGAAUAAACUCUAAGCUCCGUUCUCCUCAGUGCCAAUUUUGGAAACUAUUUUUUCCUAAAGUCUUGGAAAUGACAGGAAAUAUUGAUGAAACAGAACAAGAGUGGAAAGCAGGAUUGCAUCGUUGGAGCAAUUACAUGAUGGACUGGAGAAAUCAAUUUAACGAUUACACUAGCAAGAAAGAGAGUUGUCUGGGUCUCUAAUUAAUAGAUUUACCCUUUACAGAAUAUCCAUUUUCCUGUAGAUGAAAGCAAAAAUACCAGUAGCUCUUGUCGCAUACACCAAGAAUGCUAUUAUACAACCAAAGGAAAAAUGCCGGAGGAGAAUAUUGAUCCCUCACAUCUUUCACUUAGUAUUUUACCUAGUGUUUCAGUGCCGAGUCACUAGAAGUUGUUUUAAUAAUUUUCAGAAUAUAAACUUUGAGAGUUAAUUAGGAUUAUAUUAAUACAGCGUGCUGCUUUGAUCUUACUUUCCCGAAGAGCAUUACCGUUUUUACCUAAAAGUUACAUACUCUGUUUUUAUUCACUCCCGUGUUAUCAGAACCACAUAUCCAAAAGUAUCUUGAAAAACGGAAUCAGAUUUUGAAACACUGAUGUUAUAGUUUGUAUUAGUGUUUCCUAUAACUUACUUACAAAUCUAGUGUUAAUAUGAAAUAGUAAAACAACUAAAAAUUGGUUACUCAUGUAUAGAGAGCCAAGAGAGAAUAUAAAAAUAAGAGCCAUGGUAUCUGGGAAAGGUUACAGUGAAAUUAAAUAUGACUAGCACAAACUCUGGAAUUUCUUGUACUGUUGAAAGUCAAACCAACUUGUUACUGUGCGUAAGAAAAUAUGCCUCAGGCAUCAUUUCCUGAAUAUGACUUGUCAUAUGAAGCAGGUCUGACUUCAGAAUUUCACAGCCAAAGAAAACACGGGACUCCUAAAAGGGAAUCCUUUGCCUCCACACUGUGGUGUGGGGUAGACAGCAGAAAUCAGUGUAUAGAAACUCUUGGAUGUUGUACCUUUAACAGAUUCACAAGUGAAACAAAUAUUUUUUUUAAUUACUAAUGAAAUAAAUGUGUGUGAAUCUAAACUCUGCAUCACAUCAGUCCUCUCUAGGGUUAACACAUGAAUAACUGUUACUAUAGCAUUAAACAAAGUCAUAUAGCUGUCACAUUAUUUAGGUGAAUGUUUUGAUUCAUGUCUCAAAAUAUGACAAAUUAUUAGUAAGUCAUAGAUUAUAAAAGAAUAAGCAUAGCUAAUCCAGGCAGUUUAGAACAUUAAUUUGAUCAAUUAUUUAUAUUUUGCAAAGUGUUAUUUUUAGUGGAUUAGUGUUCAAAUUUUGAUUUAUACAGACUAAAGUAAUAAGUCUCAUUUCUUUAAAAAUAUCCGUGUCAUAUAUUCUAAUUUUUGAAAAAUAGUAUGCUGAAUAUUAUAAUCACAGGAUGAUUUAAAAUGUAAAGUAAUUAAAUUCUUGUCAAUCUGAUAAUUUCUUGGAUAAUUAUUAAGUGACACAAUUAUCCUAAUGCCUAAUAAAUAGGACAAUCUAUACAUUGUUGAAGAAGACAACAAAAUCAAUAGUGAAAUUUCAUAGCGUGGUUGUCCAUACUCUACUCAACAGCACCAGUUCUCUUUAUAAACUUGUUUGCAAAGAAGAGUAUGUAGAUUGAAAGGGGAGUUACCUAAAUGCACUGAAUGUAAAGCAUUACUUACAAUCCUUCUACACUGCCAAAGAAUAAAGGGAAGUUCAUCAUCAGAUCUAAAAAUGCAUACAAAUAUGCCUUAGGGUUCUUUAAAGGAAUAGAUACAAAAUGAAUACAUAUAUUAGAAAGGAAUUUAUUUGAGUGGCUUAGGGGUUAUACAUUAGUAGUUCAAUAAUGGCUGCCUCAUACUAGAGAGGCCUGGAAUAUAGAUGUUGUUCAAUACCCAAGGCUGGAAGUCUCGGCAUUCCCACUCAGUUCCUGAAAGCCUGGAGAAAUCCUACAGAGCUUCUGGCUUUGAGUCUACUUUGAAAUCCCAAAGAAGUAGGUUCUAAUACUGGGAAGUGAUGUCACAUCAACAAGAUAGAUGAAUUUACCUGCAAGAAUUAGGCCACUCAGGUGAAAUGCAAAAUUUCCUUCUUCCAUGUCCUUACAUCUGAGCUACUACCAUAAGGUGCAUCACACAUUUAGGAUGGGUCUUCCAGUUUCAAAUUCCCUGAUUUAGAAAAUUACUCAUAGAAACGUCCUGAAGCUUGCAAAUCAGUUGACUCCAGAUACCGUCCAGAUGAUACCAAAAAUUAGGCAUUACAAAUCUAUCUCUUGUCAGCAUGACAUACAGCUACAUUUCCUUAAGUAAAGCUUAAUUUCCAAAUGAAAGCAAUAAUCAGGUCAUAAUUACACCUAACAUUCUAUAACUGUCCCAUGCCAACUAUAAAUGCAUUAUCUAUUUUGAAAUAGUUAGCAAAGUCCCUUGAAGAAUGCUUAGUCUUUAGUGUCUUUCAACUUAAAUAUGAUAACAUAGAUUUACAAUGAUAUCACUUAACCAACAAUGUAUGAUUAAAAACAUAGAGGGAAGAAAUUGCAAAUAUCUGUAUACACAUGCAAACAUAUUCUUUGCAUAAUAAGACAGAAAUUCAUAUCAAUUAUAAUAAUUUCUGCAACUCAAUAUUGGCCAAUAUUUAUAACUAUAUUUCUCUACUAUCUGUUUUUUUUUAUAUCCACCACCCUUAUCAAGCAGCUUACCUUUAUGACUACUUUCCUAGAAUCUAUGUCAAUUAAAAACAAGUAUCCAAUAGGCUAUGCAAAUCUGAUUGUUUAUUUUCCUCAAUGCAUAGUUACUCUAGUAAAAUGCCAUAGGUCCUUCUAUAAAAGGUCAGGAGAAAGACUAACAAUAAAUCUCUUCAGUAUGCUAACACAAUCCUAACUCAGGGGAUCCUGGCCUUCCCUUCAUUCAAGGAGUUGUAGGUUUUCUUUCUUCUUUUUUAAGACUGUAAUGAUCUGACUUUAUUUUACACUAGGUAGAGGGCACAAUGCGAUUCUCUUUAAUGAAGAUGACAUUUAGCUUCACUCAGAACAUUUUAAUAAUGCAUAUUAAAAAAUUAUUCACCUUACAAAUUGUUCUGCAAUCCAAAUAUUGAAGAAGACUCCCUUAAAAAUCUCCAACGGGAACAUAUGGCCCAGAUGAUCCAAUGUUUCAGAACACCUCUGUUGCAGUUUCCUCUGAGUUCUGCAUCCAGAAAGGCUUCAAGAAUGGUAGCUGAGUUCUAGGUUUUCUAACUGGCUCAAAGCUGGAAAUUGACAGGCAGAGAAGCCUUAUUGUGAAAAUCCAAUUUAUCCUUUCUUGUAUUUGUUCUAGAGAUUUUCUGCUUCCAUAGAUGAAACAAACACGUAAUAGGCUUCUAUCUAUUUUGUUCCUAGAAGCACCAUGUUUCUAGCCAGUACCAAAGGUUCCUAUGGGUCAGACCUUUACACUCGUUGCUUUGUCUGUGCUGCCCAUUCCAAUACCUAGUCUUGUCUUACUUUUGACAAUUCAAUGAUGCCACCUGACCUCUGCAACUCAGGGGCUCAAUUAAGCCCAUUACAGUUAAUUUAUCCACUGAGCAGCAGCAUCUUCAAUCCUAAAAUCUGACACAAGGAAAAGAGCAAUGACAGAGCUGUUCCAAUGUGCUGGUGCCUGCCUCAGCAUUUUCUGUGUUAUAUUUUCCAUGUUAGCUACUUGCCUUUUUCUGUAGGGAAAGGCAUGUAUUCUUGGCCUUAUUACAGUGAAGGAAUAGAUUUUGCACAGUCCAUCUACUCCAACAUUCCAAAUCCUAGAGUCUUAUCAUCAACAAUAGGCCAAGGUAUAGCAGGCAUAUCCAGAUCCCUCUAAGUAGAAUAUCAUUUGAGAAAUACAUCAGCCUAUCAAUCAUAUAAACCUUUGGUACUCUUUUUUAAUGGUGACAACUUCCAUAUUUAAACCCCAAAUCACCACAAAGAGGGUCUAUAUCAAUAACCUCAGCCUGAUCCAGUUUUAUAUUCCUUCUACCACAAUCCUAAACCCUCAGAUUCAUUCUCAAGAGCAUUCCCUUGACCUCUGAGUAAAUGGACUAAAAAGUUGAUUAAUUUUUUUUAAUAAUGUAGUGCCCAUCACAGACCUCACUACUAGAGCCAUUCUUAGUCUCCUUAAAGGUCUACAGAUAACAAUUAGUAGGCACCAAGGAACAUCUGUAUCGUCUUGCCUAGCAUUCCCUUUAAGGAAGGUAAUUAUGAGUUCUGUGUACAAUACAGCGUCAGUUCUCUCAGGCAAGGGUGGAAAAAGCAAUACUUGAAGGGACGUGUUUGGGGUACAUAUUCUUAUAAGAGUGGGGAGAUUACCAUUUUGGGUGAGAUAAUAUAGUGGUUUGAAUGUGAGGCUCAGCUAUUUGAACACUUAAUGAUCAGUUGAUGGUGUUGUUUGGAAGGUUUAAGGUGUACAACCUUGCUGGAGGAGGCAUGUCACUGUGGAUGGGCUUUGAGAUCAUAUAACCUCAUCAUACCUCUAGCUCACCCUUUCUGCUUUGUGCUUGUGUUUGAAGAUCUAAGCUCUCAGUUUCCUGUUACAACCACCAUGCCUGCUGCUUGCUACCAUGCUUCCCACUGGGGACUGUUAUCCUUCUGGAAUCAUAAGCCCAAAU